GCGAGCGUCAUUAUAUAUAUAAAGCCGUUCCUCCGAUCUUUCGCUGUCAAAUUAUCGUGUGCAUACUUAUUCAUUCUUAUAACUAAAAAGAAACGCGGAGACGAUGAGGCGCCCCUCUCACACGUCGUCCGCGACACACCCUCUGCACGUGUUGUGUGCGUGUGACACCUUCAAGGGCACGUUGCCCUCGGACAAGGUGGGAGAGGCGGUGGAGGCCGGAUACCGCCAGGUGUGGGAAAAAUUGCAUCGUCAGCGCGGUACCACGACGCAGCCGUCCAUCACCGCCAGCAACUUAAGCGUCCACCUUCUUCCUCGUGUCACGAAGCCACCGCCGCUUUCGCCGCACGCCGACCCCGACGUGGGGGAGGUGGAAUGCGCUUCCAUCGCCGCGGGGCUGCUGGCGGCGAGUCUCAUUCCUCCGUGUGUCUCGUUUUCUUGGAGAGAUCAUCUCCACCACCUCUCCCCACAGCACCAUCGGCUUCUCCAGCAGAACGGUACACGCGCAGACACGACAAGCAGCGGUGGGGUGCCAUCGCAGCCCGAGGAGCCGCCGUUGGCGAAGACGGCUCCGGUGGAGUUCACGCACACCCCCAUGAGCGACGGCGGGGCUGGGCUCCUCGACAGUGUCACCUUCGCUGCUUCUCGUGAAGCGGCGCAGCAGAAGAGGACGAACAUGAAGCUCGGAGAGACGGUUGCCCAUUCGCUCGACACAAUGCCUCGGUCUACCGUGACGAACGGGGCAGCGGCCGGCGGGGGUGCCGUGGCGGCGACACCGCACGCUCCGCCUGCCUCUCCCGAUGCGUUGCACUUUGAAAGGGUCUGCGUGCCCGCAUCGGUGAUGAUCACCGGCCCGCUGGGGCUCCCCAUCUGCCCUCCCACGAGAGCCGAAUCUUCCUUCUCGUCGUCCGUGAUGCCUCCAGUGGAGAAAGGCGUGUCGUUUGCGUGCGACGUCGCCCGUCGGGUGUUGGUGGUGGAGAUGGCGGAGGCGGCUGGGCUUCCCCGCAUUGCGCGUCGGCAGGACCGCGACCCAGCCCGCACAACCAGCUACGGCGUAGGGGAGUUGAUCCGCUAUGCGCUGCGCUACAUGGAAGGCGAAAUGAGCAGGAUGGAGGAGACAACUGCGACUGCUGCUGCUGCUGCUGGUGGAGUGAGUAAGCGAGGCAAGGGUCACAAGGGCAGAGGAGUGCGGCUCUUCUUGGGCAUUGGCGGUAGCGCCACGAACGACGGCGGACUCGGUGCACUGCAGGCCCUCGGGCUUGAGAUCUUCGUUGCGCUGACGGCCGCAUCCGCCACCUCAGCGAGUGAGGGCGUUCUUUUGGAUCGACCCUUCUGUGGUGGGGAUCUUGGGCGAAUGACGCACGUUCGCAUCAGUGAUGCAAUGCACCGCCUGUUCCCCUACCUGCAGGGCACCCCGACGUCACCCGCUGCGUCUUCCACGCACGGCACCAUCGACGCGGGGCUGUACGUUGAGGAGGUGUGUUUGAUCUGCGACGUCGACAAUCCCCUCGUGGGGCCCCACGGUGCCACCUACACUUUUGGGCCGCAGAAGUGUGCACCGCCGCGGCCGCCAGCGCCGUCGUCGCUGCCCACGACAGCAGGAAAGGACACAGAUGGCGCCGCUGCUGCGGUGGAUGACGCAGCGGUCGGGGUGAUCACCUCUGCCGCGCAGCGGGCGCUGCUCGACGGGUUGGAAGGAGGGAUGCGGCACGCUGCAGCGUGUGUGGUGCGCAGCACGUGGCGACAGCUGGCGCACCCGUCCGCAGCGGCGCUGCCCACGGAGGCUGCGGUGCGUGCGGACGUGCUACACCGCCCCGGUGGCGGUGGUGCGGGGGGCAUGAGCGGCUUCUUCCGUUACGUGCUACACGCCAGUUACGUGCCAGGCGCGGAUGUUGUCGGUGGGUUAUUGGGCCUGUACGAGACGCCGCGUGUGGCGCAUCUGCUGGGCAGCGACGACCAGGACUCCUCCGCUGCAGCAGCGACGCACCCCCGACAGAAGGCAGGCCUGCUGACAAUGGACAGUCCUGCGGUGCGGCACCCCCGCGGCUGCCUCUUCCACACGUGCGACGUCGUCGUGUCGGGUGAAGGCUCCUUCGAUGACCAGACGAUCGCGUCGCACAAGACGGUGGGCCGCCUGCUGGAGAUGUGCACGGCGGCGAACGCCUAUCGCCUGUGGAGGCACUACUGCUGCUGUGACGUGCCCUCCUCGACGCCGGAGAGUCGGAGAACAGCGGACGCCGCUUCUUCUCUCCCGCACCCGUCGCCGCGUCUUUCCGAUACCCGCUGCCGUCGGAUUGAGGAGUUUAUCGUCGUGUGCGGACGCACGAGCUUCGAGGACCGCACGGCGUGCCGCUCCACCGUGACGACGUCGGUGUGCUCUACUUUGCUGAUGCCGCAUCUGAAAGCAGCAACAGCAACCACCGCCCAUAACUCGCACACAGCGUUAGCUGAGGAGGCAGCAGUGCCGAUCAGCAGCAGCAGCAACAGCAAUUUAGACACGGUGCGCGUAAACCUGUACCUCCACGCGUUGCUGACGUCUCCUGCGUUUCGUGCGGCGUGGGAUGCCCGCCGGUCAACACGCGACACGAGGAGGCUGACCGCCGCGAACCUAUUGAAGGAGUGGUGUGUGCCGCGUGUGACGGUGCUUCCGCUGACGCCGACGCUGUUCUCCUUCGCAGACGCGACGCAGCGGUCCUACGCGUGUGUGGUGUCCGCGGUGGCGGAUUUGCUGGAGGACUCUGUGCGACGCCUCGCCACAGCGAAGACGACAACGGCGGUGACCGCUUCACUGAGGCAGAGAAGCGUGAAAGAAAAAAGUAAGCUGUAG
Molecule: messenger RNA, 2824 nt
Organism: Leptomonas pyrrhocoris
Lineage: Eukaryota; Euglenozoa; Kinetoplastea; Trypanosomatida; Trypanosomatidae
Product: putative glycerate kinase
Exons: 1
Coding region: 104-2824 (906 amino acids)
Molecular function (GO): glycerate kinase activity
Source: RefSeq, a predicted model, not a curated record